This is a messenger RNA of Xylaria bambusicola, 811 nucleotides long. RefSeq lists its product as uncharacterized. The coding region runs from base 143 to 637 and encodes 164 amino acids. NCBI's taxonomy places the organism in Eukaryota, Fungi, Ascomycota, Sordariomycetes, Xylariales, Xylariaceae. The record is from RefSeq and is a predicted model, not a curated record. The transcript has 3 exons.
CGUCUUGGCGGGCGCUUUGGUGAACAGCAACUCAUGCCCAACGACUAGGUAUAUAAAUGGCCGAAUGGCCGUAUAGUUAUUCAACUUUUCAGCAACACCAUCCAUUUCUGUUCCCUACCGCCAAGCCACUCAAUCAAUCACGAUGGUCAAGUCCCUGAUCCAGCUUCUAGCAAUUCCCGCCCUCCUGGCGGGUCUCGUGCAAAGCCAUCCAAUGGACGUCAAGCGAGACCAGUACCCUGAUUGCCCUCUUAGGGUUGAGAUACCUGAAAACACCUUCUAUAACAUCGGAGACAACUGGGAGAUCAAAUGGGACCCGACAGGCAUCCCUGACGGCCCGCUCAACUUGAUCAUCCAAAGCCAAUUGGUCACGCCCUUUUACACAGGCACCUAUUACAAUCCCUGGACCGGGCAGUAUGUCGAUGACUACUCGUAUGAUUCGGCUUACGUUAGAAUUCCGGACCCUCUGGUUUCGUCGGGAGGCUACACCUGGCCGAUCUCUAUCAUCGGUCGAAGUAACCAUACCGGUCCGGAAUAUAGAUAUGCGGCUUACAUAUCGUAUACCGUGCUGUAUACUGAUCAUGGCGAUGUUAGCAAGAGCUGCUCGACACCCGAGUUCCAUGUUACGACCCCAGCUUAAACUCGGUCAAGCGCGGAAUGCAUGAGAUUAUCAGAUGUGAUGUUACUUGGAGGAUCAGGGCCGAGGAAAUAACUUCACCCUUACAUCACCACAUGUCCAGGAAUACCUACUAGACACAUACGGACCAUAUUCGCAACGCCUACCAACAGCCGCCACGUUGGCAAGAUACUAGUU